CGGCGCUUAGCCGAACUUCAUAGCGUAAUCCGACACCAUCCGGCGGUUAAUUAGAGAACGCUACAGGACACUCUUUCCAUUUCUACAUAGUCAUGGCCAACCAUUGAGAAUCUAUAAGCGCUCAAAUGUCUCACGGUAUAAAAAAGCCAACUGUCAUCACACGCAAAGUAGAUGCGCGUGAAGUCCGUCGAAGUACGCGUCUCAACACUAUACUACAGCCUAUAAAACGGAGCAGAGGAAAGGAUCCGGGAACUCCUAUACCUCCUUCGGGUCAUCACUUACAGGAUCAAACCAGUCCCAAAAGUCUCGGUACAUCCCUCGGACGUCCAUUGAAGCGAAAACGAGGUGAAGAAGAACCACAUUCCUCCCCUUCAGCGCAAGAUCUGCUCUCUUCGAAGCGACCUCGAACAAUUACUCGUUACACAGCAGAGGGACGACCACAAGAAGAUGAAAAGCACAGCAGGACAGCUAUUACCGACCCACUUAAGAGCUGGGUACUAAAUAACAAGUGGCCUCGCGAAUACUUCGAACCAGACGAUCAGGCAAGAACAGAACUUUUGGAACACGACAGCUGGCUGGACGAAAUCAUGGCACAACCACCUAUUUCGGCCGUCAAAUAUGCGGAAUGCAACGGAUUCAAAUAUCCAAUACCUAUGAAAAAGGCCCCUGGAUCGCUUCGCCGGAAGCAGUCAGAUUCGAGCCUGACUUGGACUAGUGACCAGCAGACGAGAGAAAGCAAGAGUAAUGCGUAUCGAGAUUCACGUUACUCUAUGUUACUUGCUAUCAAAGGGAGCUACAUGGACAAGUCUGACUUGGGUAUUUCGAACACGAGCCUAAGCAGUUAUAAGACCCUGUUGAGCACAGACCAGACUAUUCCACCUGACUCGCUAUUUCGAGACGAUGUGUUCGAAGCAGCAUGUCGCGGUGUUCAGGACAGGAAUGAAGCUCGGAUCAUCCGCAGUAUUUCGCCAUUCAUCGUACCGUCUGCUGAAGACCUGGCGACGAUGGGUGCUACCAAGUUAAAAUGCUUGAUCGAGAAUGUUAACGAAGGGUGGACGGGAAGCAUCCCAGUUGAGGGACCACGACCGCAGCCGGAUUAUUCUGUGGGAUUCCGGCGUUCAGCCUUUACAGACGAGCAAUUACAUAGGCUAGAUCCGCUGGUAGGUAGUGUCUUCGAUACAUCGUUCUUUGUCGCAACGUACCAGAUGUAUUUCCCAUUUCUUACCUGCGAAGUUAAGCGUGGUACGGUAGCUCUUGAUGUUGCGGACCGACAGAAUGCUCAUAGCAUGACGAUUGCUGUGAGGGGUGUUAUUGAGCUCUACAGAGCUGUAAAACGCGAGAAGGAAUUAAAUCAAGAGAUUCUUGCGUUUUCGAUAUCGCACGACCACCGAACGGUCCGUAUCUACGGCCAUUACGCUAUCAUUAAUGAUGAAAAGACUACUUUCUAUCGCCAUCCGAUUAAAACGAUUGACAUUACCAACGAAGAAGGCAAAGACAAGUGGUCGGCCUAUAAAUUCACCAAGAGUGUCUACGACAUCUGGAUGCCAGCUCACCUUGAACGAAUCUGUUCAGCCAUUGACCAGCUACCACCUGGUCUUGACUUUCAGACUUUAGAAAGAGGGUCUAGAGAAGAGUCUGAGAAGGCGACUGGGUCAUUACAGGAUAUAAAUAGCCAACCUUCCGAGCCAUAUAGCACUGCUUCACAAGCAGGCCAGGAAGACACCGAGCUCAUUCCAAUUAUCCCGCAAAGUACAGCUCUAGACACCUCAGCCGCCAAGGGAGGGAAGCAAGGAGCGGCCAAAAGGGCAAAGAGAAAUCCUACUAGGAAAUAGCAAGUGGGCUGUUGAAUGGGAUAUAGAUAGUUAGUUCCUUGCAGAGAAGAUCUCGACAAGUAAUGCGCAUUUCUUACCCAAUAACACAAAGGGGGACGGGUCCUAUGCUAUUUGUACGCUCCUGCAACCAUCGCUCCUCAGUUCACGGUCCCAGUGCCGACUAGACGGAUUUUUAUCACGGACCGCGGGCAAGCCUGCUUCGCUGUUGUAUUCUGCACGCAACUACUCUGCGAUGUCCUCUGUCAUCGUUACUGCACGCGACCUGAAGGAGUAAUGUUGUAUAGAUACCUUCCGGGCAGAACUGUCCACCUCCGAAGCCCUAGUCAACUCUCCUAUUCGUGACAUAGGAUUAGCAACCAGCCGUUCCAAGGAUAG
Pseudovirgaria hyperparasitica is the source of this 2207-nucleotide messenger RNA. RefSeq lists its product as uncharacterized. The record is from RefSeq and is a predicted model, not a curated record. The transcript has 3 exons. Lineage: Eukaryota; Fungi; Ascomycota; Dothideomycetes; Acrospermales; Acrospermaceae. Bases 126 to 1832 code for a protein of 568 amino acids.